Oncorhynchus keta (chum salmon) is the source of this 7902-nucleotide messenger RNA. RefSeq lists its product as uncharacterized. Lineage: Eukaryota; Metazoa; Chordata; Actinopteri; Salmoniformes; Salmonidae. Gene Ontology annotation, molecular function: protein kinase C binding. The record is from RefSeq and is a predicted model, not a curated record. The transcript is spliced from 10 exons. The coding region runs from base 813 to 4319 and encodes 1168 amino acids. Gene Ontology annotation, cellular component: nucleus; cell cortex; apical plasma membrane. Gene Ontology annotation, biological process: centrosome cycle; regulation of cellular localization; establishment or maintenance of cell polarity.
UUAGCUAACUUUGGAGUUGAGCAAGGAGCGAGCGCACCCCUGUUGGUGAGAGAAUGCCAGUGCACAGGAAAAAGGUAGAGCAGCAUUGUCACAUCCAGUUGUGACAUUGCUGGAUAUGGCACGUUGCCCCAUAUCUCCAUCACCAAAACAUUUUUAAACAAUCUCAGGGACCUGUCAGUUCUUUCAUCCAAAGCUCCGUUAAUUUUAGGGUGGUAGCUGAUAGGCUACAUCUACCCAGCUUCUCCCCUCAGCCAAACAGUGACAGCCUGCUAUUGCAUUCACUUACGCAACGGACAGCUUCAGUCAGCCAGGGUGAAAUGAAAACACGCAUUUUAUAUUUCCAUGUUUGUCUAAUCCGUCUGAUUUCUGAAGGGAUUAACGGACCAAUCAUGAAUAUUGAGAGACCGCCUGUUCGCUCACUGGGAGCAGAUCACCGUCCGCUCGUGGACUCACUCCGUCUGAAGCUGGGCUGGCUGCCGUCAAACCAUAAGAACAACAACACAGGAGAAAGUUACUUUACUUUUUAUGACAAAUGUUUCCGACAGCUGGUCAGUCGGGUCAGAGGAUGCGCUCAAGCUAGCCGAUAAAAACUCCACUCUAUGGUGAAAGGAAGUUUCUGAUACUGGAUUUUAGUCCACUAAACUCAAGUUUGUGCCACAGAGCGCAGGUUUAGCUGUGGGUCGUUGUGCCUGGUCAAUUUAAGUCGGCACGGAAGGUGAGUUUCUUCAACUGUGGCGAAUUGCAUCUAAAUAAGACAUCACCAAGAUCUUUCCAGGUUCCAAUCAGACUUUUCCUCUUUGCCUUGCCAGCCAAUGGAGGAGGAAGAGGUCCAUAUCACACAAACAUUGGCUCCUGCCAGCUCUCCGCCUCUUUCAAGAGCCUCUGAUGACUGGGGCCUCAUCCUGAGUCUUGUCCCCAAGCCCAGCACACUCUCUCCCUCCUCUCCCUCAGUUUCCCCUCCCCCCCUCCCUCCUCCAGGCUCUGCCGUCUAUUCCCUGCAGUCCAAGGUGAAUAAUCUCUCACAGAGAACCGGAGGGAAAGAGAGAAAGAGGGAGAGGGUGAGGGAGGAAAAUAUGGCCUCAGAGCUCCAGAUAGAGGGAUCUGUCUCAUUCCAAGCCCUGCACAAACAGAAGGGCCGCAGCAGGGGGGAGGUGCCACCGCCUGUGCCCUUCCUGCACUUUGACCAGAGGAGGAGGUCCAGCAGUAGUGAAGACGAGGUAGAGGAAGAGGUGGUGGCCAGGGUACAGCUCCACACCGACCCGACUGAACCACAGAGGGAGAAGGAGAGCUGGGGUGCCAUGGGGAAGGGGGCAGAGAAGUGGGAGAGGGGAGGCCCGGCUGGGAGUGUGCCGGGGCAGCCUCGCGGUUUGGGGGAGGGGGCCAGCUUGGAGAACAUCCAGUCAGACAGCACCAGCGCAACCAAGGAGGACCUCCCUCCUUCUUCAAAGCCCGCUCCUGCAUCCUCCUCCACCUCUUCUAACUCCUCUCACAGACACUGGGCACCUCCUAAAGGAUUUUGGAGGGUAGCACGCCCAGAGACUCUGGUUCUGAAUAGGGUGAGCACUCAGUCUACUGUGGGCACUCAGACUACAAUGCCCAUACUCUCGUCUUUUGUACGUCUGAAGGAUGAACCCCCUGCGAAUGCCACCCUCUCAGGGCCCCAGAGUAAGUCAAGACUGGCUUCUGUGGAUUCUGUAGACGAGGACAGGGACGAGAGGGAAGGGUGUUGGAACAUGCUGCGUUCGGACAGCCUGGACUGCUACCUGGAGAGGUGUGAUAAGAAAGAAGCGAAGGAGCCUAUGGAUCCCGUGGGGGGGCUGUGGAGGGCGGAGAGCUGGGAAAGUGUGUGCUCGCAGGAAGGGACGCUUUCGCUGGGGGAUACAGUGGAGGCCAACCAGAGAGCAAGAGGGCGGUCAGUGAACAGACAAAGGAACACCAAGAGAGGAGAGGAGAAAGGCGGCGUGGACAUCCCAUACCUCUGUGUUGACCAGAUAGACAAGAGAGAUGUGUCUCCAGAUGCAUCUGCCUCCUGGAACAAUGAGUGGGAUUUAACCAUUCCACAACAGGAGCUGCUUGAACUUCCCGGCUCACACUUCAACCCUGAGGAACUUCCUCUGAGCCCGAGACAUGAGCAGGCCAUGCUCCUGCUGGAGAGGGCUCGGUUAAAAGCCCGCUUCAAUCACGCCAAAGGGGAACGGACUCAAACCCGCCGCUCCCAUUCUGCCCAGAGAUACAACCCCAAGAGGCAGCAGUCUGGGAUUGAUUCAGCACAGGUCCAAAAGGAUGUGGCUGUUAAACCCAAGGAAGAGCUGACUGCCCCACCCUCAUCAGGUCCACUCCUGGUCCCACAAAGCAGAGACCUCUCCCCUGGGGGGCAUAAUCGUCGGUAUGGUAACUCACCCACAAGGGUGCGGUUUGAGGAUGAAUCAGAGAAGGAGGCAGAGUCUCGCUACCUGGAUCGGGUGAGGGAGCGUGGGCGGGCCACGGGACAGAAAUCCAAGGGCACUCUGGAAAAGAAGGCGGAGUCUAGCAUAAGCAUUACAAGCAUUACUCCAAGACUGGAGGAUGUUGGUUUCACGAACGCUAAAUCUACCCAGGUAACAGAGGUAGUGGUGGUGUUGAGGAAAUGUGAGGCUUGUGGGUCCAUUCUUAGGGAUCCUCCAGUGCCCGAACCAGAGACACAGUCCGGCAAUGCGGAGGAGAAUCAAGGCAGGAAGGUCUCUCGCUAUGGCCCCCCAGCCCAAUCAGACGGGAUCCCCCAACCAGAUCAGCCCAGCAGCAUCCACCCCAAAGCGGCUGGGGUCACCUUCGGUGAGGUCCUGAUUCUGGGAGAGGAUAAAGAGGGCGGGGCCGGGGGUGGAGUGGGGGAGAGGUCCUCCGGUUUUGGGAAGUUGAGGAGGCGCAGCAGGAAGGGAGAGAGCCGGCUGAAACGGGUCGGCUCGGGACAUGGCCCCUAUGGUGCCUCGUGGGCCCACCGUCGAAACUCCAACCCCAGAAACAGGGUCAACGUGUGCAGGCGAGCCGUCACCUUUGCUCUAGGCAGUCCUGUAGCUCUGGACCGCCCUCUGGUGGGAGCCUCCGGAAACAGCAGCCCCAAGGAUAGUGACGCCCCCACCCCGCCACUGCCCAUUAAGUCAGCUCUGAAGUCAGGCUGCAAGAGCAGGGCGAGUGGGCAGUGUGUGGGAAAGCUCCUGCCCUCGGUUCAGUAUCAUCUCAUCAACCUGGAUGAGGGGGCAGGGGGAAGCCCACAGCAUGACCUCAUCACCACAGAGCAUCAUGGGGAGGGUCCUAUCUCUGCCCUCUCAGGGUCUCCCCCUAACACCGCCUUAGUCCCCUGCAUCCGACCAUCGUCCCUCAGGUACUCCCCUGCAAGGAUCACCCCUGACCUCCCCCCUGCAGAACUCUGGGAAACUGCUGCAGAUGGAGCUGGUCUGGCGCUGAGCGGAGACGUGUGUCGAGAUCUGCUGGUGGCUCUUCCAGAGUGCCGCCCUGCACUGCGCUGCUUGGGCGUGUCCCGAGCAGAGGACCUGAGGGCAGAGUUAUUGAGAGCGGAGCACCUGAAGGCAGAGGCUCAGUGGGAGGAUGGCCAAGAGGGGGCUCGGAGGUCUAUGGCAGAGCGAGACAGCAGACCCAAGCUAUCUCUGCGACGGUUCUUCUCCUCCAUCGGGCUGCACAGUGUGGGCAGGCUGGUGAAGGGAGGGCGCUCCAGCAGCAUGGAACAGCUCAGCAUCUCAGCACCGCGGGCCAGCUCCGCCUCACCCAGCCCCACCCACAGCCCUCACACCAACACCCGCCUGCAGAGGACCCCCUCACUACAGGCCCUGCACACAGUGUCCCCACUGGCCCAGCUUCGGAAAGCCUCCUCUGUGCAGAGUCUGGAGAGGAGAGUGGAGCGUUCUACCAUUCUGGGAGAGGUGUCUGUGCCUAACAGCCUGGCACCCAGGAUGAUCCAGAGAGCCCUGAGCGUGGAAGAUGUGUUAGCCCCUCGGGUGGUGCGUCCCAUGGGUCCAAUGGGUAGGGUCGUCCAGGCCUUCCCUGAUGGGACCCUCUGGUUGGAGCUCACCAGACCCCCUAACGGCCCUUUUGGGUUCGUCAUCUCACGGGGAAAAGGUCGACCGGUCACAGGUGUGUACGUGGAGCAGGUAGGGGACGGUACUGAGGAGGGCCUGUACUCUGGGCUCCUGGGUGUUGGGGAUGAGAUUCUGGAGGUGAACGGGGAGACAGUGGCUGGACUGACCCUGGAUCUGGUGACACGCCUCAUGACCCGUGACAGCACUGCCUCUAUCCGUGUCCUGCCACACCGUCGGAACCAUCGCUAAGCAAUGGAAUAUUCCAUUAUCCAUUUCAAUGAAAAAACACACUGGAUACUGCGCCAUGAUGAUGUCAUGACGAAAACUUGAGAAUGGAAAUAGGCAUAAAGAGAUAUUUUUAACUCAGGGAGAACAAAAGGAAGGACAUAACACAUCUCCUUUUCUAUUAUUAGGCCUAAUCUUUGAAGAUUCAGGCAAAUGUUUGUGAAUCAGAUAAAACAAAGCAUAACGAAAAUGUUGCCCUGAAGAUGCAAGUGAGAUGAUCGACAGUGCCUUCAGAAAGUAUUCAUACCUCUUGACUUAUUCCACAUGUUGUUGCUGCAGCCUAAAUUCCAUUGAUUAUAUUGAUUUUAUUUUCUCACCCAUCUACACACAAUACCCCAUAAUGACAAAGUGAAAUCAUGUUUUUAGAAAAUUUUCCUAAUUUAUUGAAAUUGAAAUACAGAAAUAUCUUAUUUACGUAAGUAUUCACACCCUGAGUCAAUAUAUGUUAGAAUCACCUUUGGUAAUUAUUACAGCUGUGAGUCUUUCUGAGUAAGUCUCUAAGAGCUUUGCACACCUGCAUUGUACAAUAUUUGCACAUUAUUCUUUAAAAAAUUAUUCAAGCUCUGUCAAGUUGGUUGCUAGACAUUUUCAAGUUUUGUCAUAGAUUUUCAAGUAGAUUUAAGUCAAAACUGUAACUAGGCCACCCAGGAACAUUCACUGUUGCCUUGGUAAGCAACUUGGUAAGUGUAUUGUUGGCCUUGUGGUUUAGGUUAUUGUCCUGCUCAAAGGGGAAUUUGUCUCCCAGUGUCUGUUGGAAAGCAGACUGAACCAGGGUUUCCUCUAGGAUUUUGCCUGUGCUUAGCUCUAUUCCAUUUAUUUUUAUUUAAAGAAAACUCCCUAGCCCUUGCCUAUGACAAGCAUACCCUUAACAUGAUGCAGCCACCACUAUCCUAGAAAAUAUAAAAUGAUGUGUUGUAUUGGAUUUGCCCCAAACAUAACACUUUGUAUUCCGGACAUAAAGUUAAUUUCUUUGCAACAUUUUGGGGUAGUUUUACAUUAGUGCCUUAAUGCAAAAAUGAUUUUGGAAUAUGUUUAUUCUGUACAGGCUUCCUUCUUUUCACUCUCAAUUAGGUUAGUAUUGUAGAGUAACUACAAUGUUGUUUAUCCAUCCUCAGUGUUCUCCUAUCACAGCCAUUAAACUCUGUAACUGUUUUAAAGCCACCCUUGGCCUCAUGGUGAAAUCCCUGAGAGGUUUCAUUCCUCUCCGGCAUCUGAGUAAGAAAGGACGCCUGUUUGUAGUGGCUGGGUGUAGUGGCUGGGUGUAGUGACUGGGUGUAUUGACCGGGUGUAUUGACACACCAUCCAAAGUGUAAUUAAUAACUUCAACUAGCUCAAAGGGAUGUUCAACGUCUGCUGUUUUUUUACCCAUCUAUCAUUUGGUUCCCUUCUUUGCAAGGAAUUUGAAAACCUUCUUGGAAUUUGUGGUUGAAUUUGCGUUUGAAAUGCAUUGCUCGACUGAGGGACCUAACAGAUCAUUGUACGUGUGUGGCACAGAGAUGAGGUAGUCAUUCAACAAUAAUGUUAAAUGCUAUUGCACACAGGGUGAGUCCAUGCUACUUAUUAUGUGACUUGUGCUGUUAAUUAAGCACAUUUUUACCCCUGAGCUUAUGUAGGCUUGCCAUAACAAAGGGGUUGAAUACUUAUUGACUCAAGACAAUUCAGCUUUAAAUGUUUUGUGAAUUUGUAAAAAUGUCUACAAACAUAAUUCCAAGUUCACAUUAUGGGGUAUUGUGUGUAGGCCAGUGACACCAAAUCUCAAUUUAACCAAUUUUAAAUUAAGGCUGUAACACAACAAAACGUGAAAAAGGGGUGUAAUUUCUUUCUGGUGUGAAUUCUUUCUGAAGGCACUGUAAAUAAAGACUGUAUAAUGAAUAUUGUGCGUUUCACAAUAAAUAGCCUAUUGUGUCAAAGGUGAAAAUGACAUCUGGUUAUUAUGAAUUGCCAGUUGCCUUAACUUGCACUUACUAUAUGCACAUUAGGGCCUUAUAUUUGGUCAUUUACACCAUGUUGUGCAACACACUAGUCUACCUUUUCCCACCACAAAGCCUACCUUGUCAUAACAUGAAGGAAUCAAAUUGCAAACUUUGUCGAAAAAGCUCAUUCAUAGUAGGUCUACUACCAAUGUGGUAAAAACGAUUCUCAAAAGUUAUUCAACAUUUAGGUAUUUUAUGUUAUUCUUAUUUGUUUUGUGUGGCAGUGUCUCAUUCUGCGAUCACGUUAUUGACUUGAAUGAAAUUCGUUGGGAAAUAGGCUGUUUGUUUUUCUCAGUCUGCUUCACCAGUAUGAUGCUUGUGACCAGUGAUCUAAAAGCACGUGAUAGUAUUUCGGUCGUGACAGUCAACUUCACAAGUCGCUAAAACAGAGGAAGGAAUUAUCAGUGCAAGUGGCUCAGGUGUCUCCAGGUGUUCUGUUUAACUUUACCUGAUUAGGGUUUCUCCGCUGUUUGAAACUUAUAAAGGUUUCUGAAUAUUAAAUGUCUCUCAACACGUCUUUGUAGAAUACACAUAUAUUAUUGGCCAAGUGUUUUAACCUAGGCCUAGUUAAGCAAUAAGCCGAUAUCCACCUCUAUUCUACGGAAGCCCUUAAGCCAGCGUUUUACAAACUCGGUCCUCGGGACCUCAAGGGGUGCGUAUUUUGUUUUGUUGCCCGAACACUAUACAGUAUCGAAACUCUUCCUCAGUAGUAUAUGCUUCUGCUUCCUUGCCAAAAAGAGGCUAUCGAAGAGGGGAGGGCUGUCUUUCGUUUGCCUACUAAUGAAUUUACACACUCCUCGACCACUUAUCGGUUCCUGGUAUUGGAGGAGAGAGGACAUAGGCCGAACUUUUGUCUCAACGAGAAACCCCUUAUAUAUCAUCCAGUGAUGGUGAUGGCGCUUUACUGCUGAUUUCUCCGUUCACUAAUCCGACGAAUGGAGCUGAUAUGGGUUUAUCUCUCUCACCCGUGUCUCCCCCGGGGGAGACCCGCUAAAUUUGCCAUGAAUCCCCGGUCUGGCAACUCCAUACAUAGGCUACAUAAAAACAAUGACACUAUGCCUAUCAGAAGUCCUUUGAUAUUGUAUCCAUUUGUACAUUCAAAAAUGUAGCAAAGUAUUGUUGUUUAUUAACGAAUAUAAUAGAGAUUAGACCUAAAUUCAACUGAAAUGUAUAUUACUAUAAUGAUUAUCAUUAUGAUUAUUAGGCUAUUAUUAUUGUAUGGCUAUUAAUUAUCAGGCUUACUCUAUAAAUGAUAGGGUUAUUUAGCCUAAUGUUGAUAUGCCCUUAAGCCGUAUGCACCACAAAGAUACACAUACUAUACCUUAAAUACAUGUUUGUUUGUUUUCCAGGGAAAAAAAUGGAUCAGAAACAUGUAAUCACCUCGAUUAACCUUUAGCCUAUUCCUCGCAUCGUUGUAGUUACUAGAGUUGCAUCCAUAUCUUUUUAUGCUUUGCCCUCCACAAGCCUAUAUAGCCUACGACAGCCAAAUAAUAAUGAAUCAUUUAAUAAAUAAUGGGUUUAGGGUCUUAUCGGGAACGAAGAGGCCGCUGCCGUGCGCUUAUCUCGCCUGGCCA